GGACCUAAAAAGACAAAAAAAAAAAAAAAAAAGAGAAUGAAGAAAGAAAGAAAGAAAGAAAGAACGAAAGAAUUGAUUCAAGCUUCUGAAGAUUAAGGCAUUUGGCAUUCUAAGUGCUUUACUAGAUGGGUAUCAUAAAUAUUGUAGGUAAUGUGUAUUGAACAUAAUAAGAGAUCAACAAACUAUAGCGUUGGUAUUAAUAUUGGCAUUAUUUUCAGUGUUAGGCUUGCUGCUAUUUCUCCUGAUCAGAAGCAGUCUCAGAUGCUAGAAGUAAUGUUGGAUUAGAAAUUGGGAGACUUCUGAUCUGGAUUCUGCUCUUCAUGUGACCUUUGGCAAGUCCCUUCUUUUCUUUAGGGCUUCGUUUAUGUGUAAAAUGAGGAAUGUAGAGUAGAUGGCCUCCAAAGAAUUGUUUUUAUACUAGUCUGCCAGUAAGACUUGACUGUCAGUAGCUUUGCCAGCAGAAGGGAGGAGUUUUGCACCCUGUCUCAUUGAGGGAACUGGGUAAUCACCGCCAUGGAUUUUUUAAGGCAGACUGCCUGAUGCAUGCUCAAAACAACCACUUGGUUGACCUGCGGUGACCCACACUCAGAGAUCAGCUGUUGGGAGGGAACGGUGCCUCAGGGCAUGGUAGUUACCAGCUAACCUUCGUGGUCCCUUCCUCCUCUGAGUUUUUAGAGUCUUUGAUAGCCAGGGUUAAGAUUGCCUAACAUGACAUUUUACCUGGUUUCAUAAAACAUGCAAUUCCAAUACCUUGGAAGUCGUAAGUGAUUUAGAAAAGAGAUGCAAAAGCUGGACCAGAGGGAAGAUGGGAGCUAGCCUCAGGGCUACGUAUUCUCGUGGGUCCACGACGCUGGCAUGUUCAGCUUCCCAAUGACUUUGCCUGGGUAGGUACUACUGUACUUACUGCGUGAAUGAGGAAACGGCACCCUCACAGUUAACAGGACACAGGAACCGAGACUCACUACCCUUUUUCUUUUUCGCAACACCACGCUGCCCCCUUGAACGUGCCAUGGUGCUACAGAAGCCAAGUAAGGUGGAAGUAGGAAGAGUUCCUGCCUACGUGAAAUUACCACCUGUGGUAAGGGUUUUUCCUAGCUUAGUAAAAUGUGAUUUUUGAAGUAGCUGCGUGUUUUGUGCUUCUUCUUGGAGCAGUGGGGAAAGAGAGCCUCACUAAGGGGUAGCUGGUGUCACUGCCCUCCUGCCAGUUGCUCUGUUUCUAGCUGGUCCCCUCCUCCCUCAUUGAAACAUUGUUUUCACUGUCUGGAAACCAUCACCACUUGAGUGAUGAGUCAAUGACAUAGCAAACUCUUUGAUUUUCUGAUUCAAGACAGAGUUGUCAUUUUAAUAUCGACCCUCCACGCAGACUGAAUGAAGGAUGUUUACAGUUGAUAGGAGGUUUCAUUUUAUUGGAAGAUACCUCAUUUACUUGAAGGUCUUUGGGGUUCUGAGUUUCUUAUAAAUGAAGAAGCUGUUUUACCUGGUCAUUCAGAGAAAAUGAGCAAGUUUGUGUUUAGAUCGAUAUACUAUGUGAACUCAAAUUUAUCCUCUAUUUUCAUAUGUAGGGGUGUGUGUGUGUGUAUAUAUAUCCUAUAUAUAUAUAUAUGUCUUACGUAUAAACAUUUUUAAAUUCCUGUAAAAGCCAAUCGAACAUCUUACUGUUUAAAGAAUGUUAUAGCUUCACCAUCAUUUCCCACCUGGGUCUCUGCAAUUGCUUCCUCGCUGGUCUGCCUGCUUCUACUCUGGCCUUCACACAGAGAGCCAACUACUUUUUUCUGUGCGUUUGCUUUUGUAUCUGUGUGUGUUUAAGGUAAUUAAUAUCUCAUAACACCCCAAUUAAAACCCAGUUAAAUGAAUAAAUAAAACCUCUAAUUAUUCACCAGUGGUUUCCCUAGAUUUGAGAGUAAAGUCUAGGCUCCCUUCCAUGGCAAACAAGCCCAAGGUAGCUCUGGUUCCCACCUUCGUCUCCAAUUUCAUUUCAUACCAUCCUCUCCACAAUCACUUUCCCCAGGUUCCCUGAUCUUAUUUCUGUGUCUCACCCACAGCAGGCAUGUUUCUCUGCCUCCAGGCUUUGCACUCACCCUUUUCUCUGGCAGGAAGAUUCUUUCUGAAUCUUCACCUGACCUAUGCCAGUCUCAGCUCAAACCUCGCCUCUUAGAAAUGCCUUUGUUGAUCUGCUUCUCCCCUCCCCAGGUUCUCUCUCUCCCUAGCCUCUCAUGUUCUUUUAUCAUUAUUUGAAUGUAUUUGUUAUUUAUUUAUUUGCGUUCUGACUAUCUGCUAUGGAAUAUUGGUCCCAUGAGAGCCGAAACCCCGUCUUUGUUCUCUCCUUUCUCCCAAGCCCUUGGCACCAAGCAACUGCUCAAUCCAUAUUUGCUGAAUAAAUGACUGAAUAAAAGGUGUCUGAGCUGAGGUGGGGUGGAUGAGUAAGACUUAGCCAGUCUAAGAACAGUGGAAAGAUAAGAGACUCAUGUGAACAAAGACACAGAAGCAGGAAUUGGCAUCCUUAUGGCAUGAUAUAUGUGGGGAACUAGAAGCAGCAGCUGAGUGUUACUAGAAAGUAGGGUCAGUAGUGAGUGGCGGGUGUGGCUGCUGAUAAAGACAGGAGUUAGCUCACCGAGCCCAUUGUCUGCCAUGACCUUGGGCUUUAGGAUUUAUGAUUUAGAGAGAGGGAGACUGUCAGAUUUCAGUUUAGAUUAGUGGUUCUCAACCAUGUUUAACCAAGACCCAGAGAAUACAUUCAUAUAAUCUGUAAACUGAGACUCAUCCCCAGAAUUUAGAGGCCACCACAUUCCUUGGCUCACAGCCCUCUUCCUCCAUCUUCAAAGUCAGCAGACACAGUCCACACAUCGCAGCUUCUGCCUCCCUCAUCCACUGAAGCAUUUGCAUGAUUUGAUUGGGUCUGCUUGGAUAUCCAGGAUAAUCUCUGCACCUGAAGUUCCCUAACUUUAACCACAUCUCUAGAGUCCCUUUGUCAUGCAGCAUAAUAUAUUCACAGGUCCUGGGGAUUUGGGCGAGGACGUCUUGGGUGGGUCACUGUGCUGCCCACUGCAAGGAUGUUUCUAUUGAAUUUUGUAUAGCUCAUCUUCCAACACCUACCCUCAUUCAUGCCAUCCUUCCCUUCUUUCUUCCAAUAAAUAAGUAUGGAGUACUCUUCCUCAAUGCCAAGUGCUGGCAUACAGCAUGAGCAAGACAGUCAAUGUUUCUGCUCCCAUGGUGGCUUAAAUUCUAGCAAGAAGAUAGAUGAUAAGCAAGGAAUCAAGUAAAUAAACUAGAUAGUCACCGGCUGUACCAUAAACGCAAUAAACAAAUGAUAAGAUGCAUAGGAAGGAGCUGGGCAAGACCAUUUUGGCAGGGUGGUCAGGGAGGGUUCUCAGAGGAAGUGACACAUGAUCUGAGAUCUGAAGGAUGUAAGUCAGUCAGCCACUAAGAGCCAGGGGAAGAGGAUUCUCGCAGAGGAAAUGAAAAGUGCACGGUCCCCGGAGCAGCAAAGGGCAUGUCUUGUUCAGGGAACCGUCUGAAGGCCAGUGUGAAUGACGCAGAGCUGGGAAGGCAAAAGAUUAGAGCCAGUGAUGGUGGCAAGACAGGAGAUGUGAAGCCAGGUAGUGGCCGAGAGUCCGAUGUGGGAAAAUACAGAGAGGUGUAUCCCAGAGUUGACUGUUCAUGGCACGAACAGUUUGCGGGUGCUCAUGGGCCCUUAUUUUUAUCAUCAUGUCACUCUUGGUUAAGGCAAAAAUAGAUGUGUGCAAGAGAGGGGAUGUGACGGUGCAGCCUUCCCAUGUAAUUUCACUUGGAUCAGCUGUCAACAUUUCAUGCUCUUUGAAGCCCAGGCAAGGCUGCUUACAAGUCUCCAGUUUAAACAAGCUAAUCCUCUACAGGUUCCACAGGAGAAUCCACUUUCAGCGUGGUCACUCCCUCAGUUCUCAAGUCACAGGUCUUCCCCUGGGUACCACCCUGUUCGUCUGCAAACUGGCCUGUAGCAGUAAGGAGGAGAUUCGAAUAUGUGGGGCCGAGAUCUCGGUUGGUGUUGUUCCAGAACAGCCUCAAAACGUAUCUUGUAUGCAGAAGGGAGAACGUGGGACAGUGGCCUGCAGCUGGGACAGAGGACGAGAUACCCAUCUAUAUACUGCAUAUACUUUACAAUUAAAUGGACCAAAAAAUUUAACUUGGCAGAAGCAAUGUAGCGAUUAUUAUUGUGACUCUUUGGACCUUGGAAUCAACCUACCCCCUGAAUCACCUGAAUCUAGUUACACAGCCCAGGUUACUGCCAUCAAUAGUCUAGGGACUGCGUCUUCAUUUCCAUGCACAUUCACAUUGUUGGAUGUAGUGAGGCCUCUUCCUCCGUGGGACAUCAGAAUCAAAUGUGUAAAUGCCUCCGUGAGCACAUGUACCCUGCAAUGGAGAGAUGAGGGGCUAGUGCUGCUUAAUCGACUCAGAUACCGGCCUGUUUACAGCAGAUCCUGGAAUAUGGUUAAUGCUACAAAUGCCAAAGGAAGACAUGAUUUGGUGGAUCUGAAACCCUUUACAGAAUAUGAAUUUCAGAUUUCCUCUAAGCCACAUCUUCAGAAGGGUAGAUGGAGUGAUUGGAGUGAAUCAUUGAGAACUCAAACUCCAGAGAAAGAGCCUACAGGGAUGUUAGACGUCUGGUACAUGAAACAGCACAUUGACUACAAAAGACAACAGAUUUCUCUUUUCUGGAAGAAUCUGAGUCUAUCAGAGGCAAGAGGAAAAAUCCUCCACUAUCAAGUGACCUUGCAGGAGGUCGCAGAGGGGAAUGCCACACUGCAGAAUAUCACUGAACGCAACUCCUGGACCUGGACCAUACCCAGAACUGGCAUCUGGGCUGCGGCCGUGUCUGCAGCUAACUCCAAAGGCAGUUCCCUGCCCACUCGUAUUAACAUAGCAGACCUGUGCGGAGCAGGGUUGCUGGCUCCUCAGCAGGUUUCUGCAAACCCAGAGGGCUCGGACAACCUCCUGGUGAAGUGGACGUCUCCGGGGGAAGGUGCCACUGCUGUGCAGGAGUAUGUGGUGGAGUGGAGGGAGCUCCAUCUGAGGGGUGGCAUGCAGCCCCCUCUAAGCUGGCUGCGGAGUCCCCCCUACAACACGUCCACCCUCAUCUCAGACAACAUAAAACCCUACAUCUGUUAUGAAAUCCGAGUGCACGCACUUUCAGGGGACCAGGGAGGAUGCAGCUCCAUCCGGGGUGACUUGAAGCAUAAAGCACCACUGAGUGGCCCCCACAUUAAUGCCAUCUCAGAGGAAAAGGGGAGCAUUUUAAUUUCAUGGGACGAAAUUCCAGCCCAGGAGCAAAUGGGCUGCAUCCUCCAUUACAGGAUCUAUUGGAAGGAACGGGACUCCGAUUCCCAGCCUCAGCUCUGUGAAAUUCCCUAUAGAGUCUCCCCCAAAUCACAUCCCAUCAAUAGCCUGCAGCCCAGAGUGACAUACGUCCUGUGGAUGACAGCUCUGACAGCUGCUGGCGAAAGCCCCCAAGGAAAUGAGAGGGAAUUUUGUCUGCAAGGUAAAGCCAAUUGGAGCACAUUUGUAGCACCAAGCAUUUGCAUUGCUGUCAUCACAGUGGGCGUUUUCUCAAUGCGUUGCUUCCGGCAAAAGGUAUUUGUUCUCCUUUUGGCCCUCAGACCUCAGUGGUGUAGCAGAGAAAUUCCAGACCCAGCCAAUAGCACUUGGGCCAAGAAAUAUCCCAUUGUGGAGGAGAAGAAACAGCUGUCCCUGGAUAGGCUCCUGGCAGACUGGCCCACUCCUGAAGAACCUGAGCCCCUGGUCAUCAAUGAAGUCCUUCCUCAAGUGACUCCAGUCUUCAGACGCCCCCAUCAUCCCAACUGGCCAGGAAAGGGACAAAGGCUCCAAGGUCACCACGCCUCUGAGGAAGACACAGGGUCCAGUGCCUCAAGUCCACCACCUCCAAGGGCUCUCACAGCAGAGACAGGACCCGCAGUGGAUCUGUACAAGGUGCUGGGGAGCCGACGCCCUGACUCAAAGCCGGGAAACCCAGUCAGCCACUUGACGGUCCUCCCCGUGGACUACCUGCCUACCCAUGAGGGUUACUUACCCUCCAACAUGGAUUAUCUCCCUUCACAUGAAGCUCCCACAACAGACUCUCUGGAAGAACUGCCUCAGCACAUCUCUCUUUCCGUUUUCCCCUCAAAUUCCCUUCACCCGCUGACCUUCUCCUGUGGUGAGAAGUUGACUCUGGAUCAGUUGAAGAUGGGGUGUGGCUCUCUCAUGCUCUGAGUGGUGAAGCGUGAUGUUUGGAAAGUCAGUGUGGCCCCAGCCAGCAAAGCAUGGCCUGUCUACCCAGCCUCCUGCUCCGGGAUCAUCGCCCCUGGGCGCUACCAUUAGGUCUGGUUCCAACUAGAGGGCAGGCAAACCAGCUUAGGGCAAAUCUCAGGAACUGAGAGUUGGCUGUAACCCAGAUACCUCACACUGCCUUCUCCUGAGCCUCGAGACUACGUCCCCCACUCUGUGGACCUGGAGACUCCAACUUGGGUACCUGCAACUCUCUUGGCUAUGUUGGCCAGAAAGGGACAAGGCAAGAGUAGAAACCAAAACUCGUUGAAUCAGAGCUGCAGCUACCAGCCUACACCAGCCACAGCAACACAGGAUCCGAGCCACCUGUGCCACCUACACCAUAGCUCACGGCAACAUCGGAUCCUUAACCCACUGAGUGAGGCCAGGAAUUGAACCUGCAUCCUCACAGACACCAUGUCAGGUUCUUAACCCACUGAGCCACAACAGGAACUCCACAUUUUUUUUUUUUUUUAGGGCUGCACCUGUGGCAAUAUGGAAGUUUCCAGCCUAGGGGUCAAAUUGGAGCUACAGCUACCAGCCUGUGCCACAGCUACAGCAAUGCCAGAUCUGAGCCACAAGUGCGACCUACACCACAGCUCGUGGCAACACCAGAUCCUUAACCCACUGAGCAAGGCCAAGGAUUGAACCCACAUCCUCAUGGACACUAGUCGGAUUUGCUUCCACUAAGCCACCAAGGGAACUCCCAGAUUUUUAAAAAUAAUAAAUUCUACAGUACUACAUGAUCCAUUGUUGGAUGAACCCAUGGAUACAGAAGCACAGAUACAGAAGGCCAACUAAAAGUUAUACGCUGAUUUUCAACUGUACGGGGAGCUGGUGCUCCUAACCCCAUGUUGUUCAAGGGUCAUCGUAUAAAGCAGCUACUACAAACCAGGUCUUAUGUCUAGAUGAGAACUGUCCACCACAUCGGCCAUUGACCACUUUGGAAUAUACCUCUAGUAUGACUGAGGAGCUGGUUUUUAUUGUAAUUAAAAUAGUCACAUAUGGCUCUUGGCUACUAUACUGGAGAGCACAACUCUAAAUGACUAUUAAGACAAUAUGAAGAAAAUUUCAUUUUUGUCUAAUUGCAAUUAAAAGAAGAUGUUAAAAUAUCCAAAUGAAAAUAAAAUUAAUACUUUCCCAAAAAACGAUGAAUAUAUUAGUGAGAAUUACUGGGCACCUUCAAAAGAGAUUGAUCAGGUUUUACAUAUGAGAGCAUAAAAGACCCUGGUGAAUACCAAUUUAAGAGGCUCCCAAGAUGGUCAUUAUUUGUAGAAGCCUAAAAACACACCUUUUCCCUUCGUUUUGCUAGUUUAUUUUGCCUUAACCCUUUCUCAGUGAAUCAGCAGCAGCUUGAUGGUGGAAAUUACUGCUAUACCCACAUGGGACCUUGGGCAAGCAGCCUCCUCUCUCUUAAAUCUGAUGUCUUGUGGAGGGGUGAGUCAAAGCUCCUCUGACCUCUUUCUGCUGCAGCUGAUGCUGCCUUUAAGACCAGGUCUACCUCAGGGUCUAAGACCAAACUGCCAAGAUUGCACUCUAAGUCGUCCCUUCUCUAGGCAUCCUGCUUUGCUUCCUCAGGAAGACUGAGCUGGUCCUUAGCUCAAGUUGAGCCUGGAAGAGAAUCCUCUUCUGCAGCAUGUACUUGGAAAACUUGGAAGCUGUGACCUCUGGCUUGUCACCCUUCCUUCAUCCUUCACUGCCUCCAUCCUUUAACGACAGGCUCUUCUGCUAAGCUGAUAGAGAGGAAUCUUGAUCUAAAUGCUAAUAGUACCUUUCCCAAAAGAACAGGACAAAAAAUCCAGCAACGUUUUUCUUAAAUCCCUGUUAAGGCUGAGUCCUAUACCCUACCACCAUCCCACCCAACACUGGAACUAAGGGGACUUUGGUUUACCACAUAUUCCCCAGAGCUCUAGAAAUUGAAAUGAGUAUUUAUUCCAUUUGCUCAUGUCUGACUCUUCUUACCAUUUCAGACUUGUUUAGUUCUCCCAGGCUUCAUUUGAAAAGCUUAAGCUUCUUCCUUACAUCUCUAUUCUACUCUUUUUAGCUUCUUUGUGGCCUCUCUAUACCAUGGUUCCUUGCAUCUCGGCAGCAUCAGCAUUGGCUUGUUUGUACCCAGGAUGUGGAGCCCCUUGUUUGACGGUUUGUAAUAGGCCAUGACAAGCUGCCACCUCAGAAACAGGCCAACCAAGCCAAUUUUUCUUUCUUGCAAUAUCUGCUUUUCCUCUAUUUGCUUUCCUUUUGAUUACCUGAUCACCUUCUUAGUCACUCUUCCCCUCCCUCUUUGGCCUUAACACACAGAUCUGCCUCCCUUUGGCCACCCCCCCCAAUAUGCUUUCCCUUCCCUUAAAAGCCCCACAUGGUACAGCAGUCCUCACUUAACUUCCUAAAAACGUUUUUUAAAAAUUUAAAAGGGAGACUUCCUUGACCCCCAGAGGCUCCUUCUAAGGAUGCAGAGGCCUCCUGCAUGCUCCCCUAGCAAGAAGCACUUACCUCCUUUCCUGGACUGUAAACAGCUUGAAGGCAGGAACCAUGGCAAUCUAUUUCUCCAGCACUGCACCUGGUCCAUAGUAGGCUAUCAAUAAAAAGUAAAAGAUGUCUCCUGCCACUACUUCCAUCUUAUCCCUUUUGUUCCAGCUGUGCCUGCUUCCUUUAUUGAGACAACUGCAUUUGCUUAUAAUCCUCUACAUUCCCAACCCCCAUUCUACCCUGUUUACUGACAGCACUGCUGCAAUAUAUGUAGCAGUUUCAUGUUUUAAAAACAUAUUUGAGCAUUAAAAAAACAUACUUGGCUGCUUACUCUGCCAGAUAAAAUGUCUUCUUUCCAUGAAUGACAAGAUGGGUAACCUCAUUCUAUCUUUGCCCCAAAUAGUUUUUACAUUCUCCCUUCUCACUCACAUGAUGAAAAUUCCAAAUCAGAUUGCCUAGUUUACCAGGACUAGGUAGAGCUCGCCAAUAUUCAUAUAGCCAGGCUUUUAUUCCUCAGGAAAAUUAGCAAUACUUUAAAUUCUCACUCCUGAUAUACAUCCAAAGCCAACCCAGAAAUCUCUGCUCUACUGAAAAACAUCAAAUUCCUUAAUUCUCUGGGCCCUAAAUACUACAAAUAAAGUCCAAGUUCAUUCUCAGAGAAUUCAUGGGUGUCUCUACCAGUUCUUACAUAUAAUCAUUACCUUGAAUUAUUCAUUAAAGGGUCCUCCCAAGGAGUUCCCAUUGUGGCUCAGCAGAAACAAACCCGACUAGUCUCCAUGAGGAUGCAGGUUCAAUUCCCGGCCUCGGUGCCGUGAGCUGUGGUGUAGGUUGCAGACGUAACUUGGAUCCUGCAUUGCUGUGGCUGUGGCAUAGGCCAGCAGCUGUAGCUCUGAUUCAACCCCUAGCCUGGGAACUUCCAUAUGCCACUGGUGUGGCCCUCAAGAAAAAAAAAAAGUGUCCUCCCAGGAGCUAGAAACUCUACUCCCUGGGCCUCUGUCUUCCAUACUAUAGGCAAUACGAAAACCAAACUUGUGUUGUCUAGCUCUUUCCCUUUAGUCCCUUUCCCCCAACCCUGUCCCAAUUUCUCAGUGUCCAUUAAUAGCCACAGCUGCAGCUCACCAAAGCCCAGAGGCUAGUGAAAGAGAUGCCUAGCGAGGCACAUUCUAUUCUAGUCAAUCCUCCAUGUUUGAUUCUUGGUUUUCUCUAUAAGCUCUUUUUCUUUCACCUAAUGUAGUUGUCAUCAAGCCCUCCAAAGGAGGCCUGUUUUUCUCUUUCUAGCCUACAGGACUCAAGGAUGUUCACAUUAUCCACCUUUACGAAAGGCUGAUAGGUGAACCCCCAGAUUAACCACUCUGUAGAAAGGCCUCUUCUUCUCAAAAAAAAAAAAAAAAAAAAAAAAAAAAA
Messenger RNA from Sus scrofa (pig), 10167 nucleotides. It is a transcript of the gene IL12RB2, whose product is annotated as interleukin 12 receptor subunit beta 2. Gene Ontology annotation, cellular component: membrane. Gene Ontology annotation, molecular function: protein binding; cytokine receptor activity. NCBI's taxonomy places the organism in Eukaryota, Metazoa, Chordata, Mammalia, Artiodactyla, Suidae. The record is from RefSeq and is a predicted model, not a curated record.